Molecule: messenger RNA, 1604 nt
Organism: Centruroides sculpturatus (bark scorpion)
Lineage: Eukaryota; Metazoa; Arthropoda; Arachnida; Scorpiones; Buthidae
Product: CD151 antigen-like
Exons: 9
Coding region: 317-1048 (243 amino acids)
Cellular component (GO): membrane
Source: RefSeq, a predicted model, not a curated record
AAUAAUACCAUGAUGUGGCAAAAAAACAUUUAAAGCCUCACACCUUAACUUUCUUCGAGUUUACUUCAUUUUUCUACUGAUAAUAAUAGAUUUAACCGUUUAAUUUUAAAACUAGUUUGAACUUUAGGUUAGUUACGUCACUAUCAUUCAGCGGCACUUUAAUCACUAACAAACAUUUUUGAGCUUUCGUGCCAGACCGCUAGGUGCUGCUAGUGGUUAUUGAUUCCUCACCUGUCAAUGAAAGGAAUUUUGAAUGAUUUUAAUUCUGAGUGAAAAAACAUGUAUAUAAGAAAGAAAUUUUAAAAGAUAGACGAAAAUGGUGGAAGGAAUGGGGAAAGCCAUCAAAUAUGCAUUGUUCGCGGCAAAUUUCGUCAUUUUGAUUGGAGGAAUUGUUGUUUUUUCCAUUGGAGUAUGGACCUUAGCAGACAAAGCGUUUAUGGAACGUCUUUUAGGUAGUGACUUGUAUACAAGUUCUGCCAGCAUUUUAAUUGCCACUGGUGUUAUUGUUACUGUCAUAUCAUUUUUGGGAUGCAUGGGAGCUAUGAAGGAAAUCAAAUGCAUGCUUUUGACUUUCUUCAUCAUUCUCUUUAUGAUCUUCAUAACAAUGCUCGUUGGAGGAAUUCUUGCCUAUGUCUUCAGAAAUGAGGUAGAGAAUAGAAUGCGUACAGAGAUGAUCAUGACCAUUCCAUUGUACGACAAUGAUACAGCAGUAACUGAUGCUUGGAAUGCCGUUCAGUCUCAGUUUAAAUGCUGUGGUAUUGAUGAGGAUGGAGAAGAGGGAUACAGCGUUUGGGCCAAAAAAAAUAGUAAGUUUUCUGGUGAAAAGAAAGUACCUGCAAGUUGCUGCAAGUCUAAAGAUAAAACAGAAAUUAAUAAAUGUCAAGAUUCUCCAAAUGAAAAUGACGCUUAUUUAGAAAGUUGUUAUGGUGCUGUUAGAGAUUUUGUCAGAGACCAUGCAUUAGUGGUAGGUGGAAUUGGCAUUGGAAUUGCAUGUAUCUUGAUUGUUGGCAUGAUUCUCUCCUGUACCCUGUUCAUGCUAAUUAAUUAGAGAUACGAGUGAAACUUUCAGUUUGAUUUCUAAAGUUUAUUGGACAUAAAGUGGUUUGUGCUUUCUAUUUGAAUUUUGUGAUAAAUUAAUAAAUCUUAGAUUAUUUGUUAUAACCUUUUAAUUCUCUGCAUUUCUUAUUGAACUGUAAAAGAAUGAAACUACAGAUAUCAUAUAUGCAUCUUAUAUAAUUUAUAUGUAAAAAUUAAAUUAGAAAAAGAUUAAGAUAUAAAUAGUGAUCAAAUUAUAUUUGUUAGAAAUUUGUUGCAGAAAUAUUCCGUCCAAGCCUCAACUGAAAAAUUGUCUUUCAUUUACAGCAUGUCUAUUUUUGUUUUUUAAUAUAAAAUUUUUAUAAAUUUUUAUAUUGUAUGCUAACUUAUAAUUAUGUUUUUUUAACAUUCCAGUUAAAAAUCCUGAAUUUAUUGUGGAUAUUUGUCAUAUACAGUGGAACCUCAGUAUACGACCUUAAUCUGUUCCUGUUGUUUGGACUUAUACUGAAUAGGACAUAUACCAAACCAACCUUUCCCAUAAGAAGUAAUGUAAAAAUGAUUAAUCCGUU